UACUCGAUAAUGGCUUUGAUGUUCAACACACAGCGACUGUUUAUAAAUUAUACAUGCUCAUACUAAUGCUAAUAAUUAACAAUAAAGCAUAAAAACAUACCGCCUCAAUAGCGUCUCGCGCUCGUUGGCGCGCGGGGCGUCACUCAACAAUUUGACGUCAAGGCUUAGCACAAGAUGCUGUUCUACAUCAACCAGUUCAACUCUGAGCAGGGGACUUUAGGCAAAGUCUGGCUGGCAGCCUUUUGGCAGGGAAAAGUCACCAAGGCAGAUGUGCUUCAAUGUAGCGUGGAGUCAGCUGUCAAAGAAAUAAAGUCGCUUGAGCUGAAUGUUGGAAUGAGAACAUAUGGACAUCUACUCCUCGGUGUGGUUCGCAUCCUCUCAAGAAAAGCCGAAUACCUACAUGCUGACAGUAGCGAAGCCCUUGUGAAAAUCAACAUGACCUUCCGUCCAGGCUUGACAGGUGCUCCUGUGAAUACUAGAGCCAUGACUUUAACUGAAGAUUUCACUUGCCUUGAUAGCUCAAUGCCAGAAAUGAGCGACUCGGAUUGCUUCUCACACCACCAGAGUCGACCAGAGGAAAUCACUCUGAAAGACGAUUUGGGGAACAAUUUCCUGAACUUUGUGGCUUCUGGGAAGGACCUGACUUUCCCAAGUCUGGCCUUUGGAGAGGAUGGAUUUGGUGACGAGGGCAACGAACAUGAACUGCUCGCCUUCCUCGAAAGCUGCAGUGACCACGCCGUGGACUUCUUACAUAAGGAACCGCCCGACCAGAAUUCCAAGAACCUAUCACUCCAUGAGAAGCAAGAUGUUGACACAGUAGAGCCUGUGGAAGCUGAGAACUCCACAUUGAACAAGGAGGCGUCCCACCUUAAACCUGUGGCGGCUCCUGUGAACAUGGAGGAGAAGAAGCGGUUGAGACGAAAACGCAAGUUAGUCGUCGAUCAUGUUAAAGAACUGAGCACUGACACCAUCAGAAAGCAGAUUGCCGACUACUCUGACCUGCUCGCCCCAAUGGAGAUGGCUCCGCCGACCAGGACACUCAUGCAGUGGAUGGAGCGCGGCAGUGCAAACAACCUCUUCUCACAGAUGUGCAGCAGUGUCGACUCCUCUACCAUCAAGGAGUUCUUUUCCAGGUGUCUCAUGAUGGAGUCUCCUGACGUAGACUUUGGAGUGGAGGAGGUACAUCAGGAGAAACUCCGGGCUGCAGAACAGAGAGAGGAUAAUAGUGUCCGCAGCAGUUUAGGUGAUUCACCACCAUUGACCACGCCAGAACUCCCAUCAGAAGACUCUCUCUGUGUUCAGCCAUCUGCUGAGCCUCCCGACACUCUUUCCACUCAGUCGGCGGUGAACUACCAAGAAUUCAUGGACAGUAGAAUAACCCAGAGGGCGUGGAGGAUUCAUCGUGUCCUCAAAAGCUGCAAUGCCGCCUCGUUCAGCUUGAUGGCGCUGUGCGCCGGCAACAAUCGCUCACAGGCAGCGGGCACUUUCUCAAGUCUGCUCGUCCUGCAGAAGCUGGAAGUCGUCCAGCUGUACCAGAACGCAACCUACGGGGACAUCCUGAUCACCCCAGGACCAAGGUUCUAGUUUUAGAGAGCAUGCUCAGUUUGAUCUGUUCUAUGGCAAAAUUGGUCAGUGCUAUUCGAUAAUUUAUCAUUUACUGAAAUAAAAUGAACUGAAUGUAAGGCUAGUUUUGGAGCUUUGUUCGUAAUGGGUAGUCUUAACACAGUUUUACCUGUUGAGAGUUAUACAUUUCAAGUGUAUUUAAAUGUAUUUAUAUAUUUAGGUGAUAAUUUAUUCUGUUGUUCUAAGUUUUUGUUGUCCUACUCACUGUUUACCUCCCUGAAAUGUGGGGCUGUUGACUGUAUCCUGGAUCACAAUGCAAUUUCAUGGUUUACUGCUGAAGUUGGUUACAAAAGU
Molecule: messenger RNA, 1917 nt
Organism: Synchiropus splendidus (mandarinfish)
Lineage: Eukaryota; Metazoa; Chordata; Actinopteri; Syngnathiformes; Callionymidae
Product: double-strand-break repair protein rad21 homolog
Exons: 13
Coding region: 175-1584 (469 amino acids)
Biological process (GO): mitotic sister chromatid cohesion; synaptonemal complex assembly; replication-born double-strand break repair via sister chromatid exchange
Cellular component (GO): cohesin complex; synaptonemal complex
Molecular function (GO): protein binding; chromatin binding
Source: RefSeq, a predicted model, not a curated record